This is a messenger RNA of Ylistrum balloti, 1242 nucleotides long. RefSeq names its product thimet oligopeptidase-like. Gene Ontology annotation, cellular component: mitochondrial intermembrane space. The annotation marks the transcript as partial. Gene Ontology annotation, molecular function: metalloendopeptidase activity. Gene Ontology annotation, biological process: peptide metabolic process; proteolysis. The record is from RefSeq and is a predicted model, not a curated record. The transcript is spliced from 9 exons. Lineage: Eukaryota; Metazoa; Mollusca; Bivalvia; Pectinida; Pectinidae.
UGUGAGAAGUAUGGGUUCCAGUUUGACAAUACCAUUCGUUACUGGGACUUGAAGUACUACAUGACAAUGUCAGAGGAGAAGAAAUAUGCCGUGGAUCAAAACAAACUCAAGGAAUAUUUCCCUAUGCAAGUUGUUACCAGUGGAUUACUGGACAUUUACCAGGAGCUCCUCAGCCUGAAGUUUGAGAAGUUGGAUGGUGCUCCAGCAUGGCAUGAAGAUGUUACCAUGUACAGUGUUACCUGUAAUGAAUCCAGAGAACUGUUGGGAUACUUUUACCUGGAUCUUUACCCAAGAGAGGGGAAAUAUGGCCAUGCAGCAUGUUUUGGACUUCAGCCUGGAUGUGUACAGUCCGAUGGGGAGAGACAGGUGUCUGUAGCUGCAAUGGUGGCCAACUUCACCAAACCCACAGCAGACAAACCCUCUCUACUAACUCAUGAUGAGGUAGAGACUUACUUUCAUGAGUUUGGUCACGUCAUGCAUCAGAUCUGUGCCAAGGCAGACUUUGCAAUGUUCAGCGGUACCCACGUGGAACGUGACUUUGUGGAAGCUCCAUCUCAGAUGUUGGAGAACUGGUGUUGGGAGAAGGAGCCAUUGUCCCGGAUGUCCUCUCACUACAAAGAUAACAGUGCCAUUCCAGAGGAACUGCUCGGCAAACUCCUCCAAAGUCGCAUUGCGAAUGCAGGAGUUUUCAACCUUCGCCAAAUCUUGCUUGGCACCUUUGAUCAAACUAUUCAUACACAGGCAGAGGCUGAUACAGCUACAUUGUUUGCCAGUCUUUCUAAGGAAAUUCUAGGUAUUGAGUCGACAGUGGGAACUAAUAUGCCUGCUUCAUUUGGUCAUCUGGCAGGAGGAUAUGACGCUCAGUACUAUGGAUACUUGUGGAGCGAGGUUUUCUGCAUGGAUAUGUUCUACUCACGGUUCAGGAAGGAGGGUAUCAUGAGCCCCAAGGUUGGAGGUGACUACAAGAAAUAUAUUCUACGCCCUGGUGGCUCCAUUGAUGCUGCUGACAUGCUGCGGAACUUCCUUGGGCGUGACCCCACACAAGAGGCCUUUCUUAUCAGUAAGGGUCUUCAGUCCUCUACAAAUCUCUAAGCUGUCAUCGCUGACAUGUAUAGCAAUCAGGGAAUUCUUGUAAUAGACAUGUACAAGUAUCUUUGAUUACAAAGCAGAAAAAUUAAUUUCACAAGUUAAUGAAGUAAUUUUUUGUUGUUAAUUUAUAUUCAAGUCACAACUGUGAUAUGA